Pseudocercospora fijiensis CIRAD86 is the source of this 1640-nucleotide messenger RNA. RefSeq lists its product as uncharacterized. Gene Ontology annotation, biological process: glycine catabolic process. The coding region runs from base 94 to 1563 and encodes 489 amino acids. Gene Ontology annotation, cellular component: mitochondrion. The transcript has a single exon. Gene Ontology annotation, molecular function: protein binding; aminomethyltransferase activity. The record is from RefSeq and is a predicted model, not a curated record. NCBI's taxonomy places the organism in Eukaryota, Fungi, Ascomycota, Dothideomycetes, Mycosphaerellales, Mycosphaerellaceae.
GGACUUCUCGAGACAACACAUGCUGCUGGGCUGAUUUUGAGGAGACCUUUGCGUGGCGGGCGGUAAACAGUCAUCCUGGUCAGGCGGGUAGCGAUGUCAGCGAGCAAAAGUGCUGCGCGAGUGGCGCUGCCCAUACGCAGCGCCUUGAAAGCAUCGCGGCCGUGCGGGCGACAACUUGCUCAGGUCGUAGCAACCCGGGCCAUCUCUAGCAAGACCUUGCGCAAUCCCAAGGAUGAAGUCAAAGCCAAGACAUGUUUCACCUCUUCGAUUGCUCAGCAGAGACGAGCACAGAGCAGCAAUGCUACACCAGCGCCACAAAUGUACACAGAAGAGAACCCAGGAAAGACAGAUUUAUAUCAUCUUCACCUCGAAAACGGGGCGAAAAUGGUUCCUUUUGGUGGCUAUUCCAUGCCAGUACAGUACUCCGAUCUUUCCGUCGGCGAAAGCCACGUCUGGACACGCGAGAAAGCCUCUCUCUUCGAUGUUGGUCAUAUGGUCCAGUAUCACGUCGAAGGUCCUGGCGCCGAAGCAUUUCUCGAAUCGGUCACUCCAGCAGGCAUCAAAGAGCUGAAACCGGGCCAGUCUACGCUCUCAGCAUUACUACAUCCCAAGACCGGCGGCAUUGUAGAUGACUGCAUGAUCACUCGUCUCGAAGAAGGUCCUAAGCAUCUCUUCUACCUCGUCACCAAUGCUGGAUGCCGUUCCAAGGACUACGCCUUCCUCAGCAAAGCUAUCGAAAAGUGGGACAAUACUGUCAACCCAGUCACUCACCUCCGCCACUUGCAAGCGAAUGAUGGCCAGACUUACGGUCUCAUCGCCCUCCAAGGACCUCUUUCCAAGGACAUUCUGCAGGAGACCCUUGCGAAAACGUGCAAGGUUGACCUAAGCAAAUGGUACUUCGGCACGCAGAAAUACAUCACCGUGACUUUGCGCUCUACUGGGGAAGAAUCUCUCCCCAUUGUGGCAUCUCGAGGAGGCUAUACAGGCGAAGAUGGCUUUGAACUGAGCAUCCAUCCCUCGCAAACUGUAGAAGUGACCAAGACGCUUCUGGAAGCGGCAGGCAAAGACCGGCUCAGAUUCGCUGGCUUAGGAGCACGAGACAGUCUUCGCCUCGAAGCUGGAAUGUGCUUGUACGGUCACGAUCUAGACGAUACCACCACACCCGUCGAAGCAUCUCUGAACUGGAUCGUGCCCAAGUCCCGACGUUCGGGUGAACGGGCAUCAUUCAACGGUGCAGAAACCAUAAUUCCACAACUCACGCCCAAGAAAGAAGGUGGUAUCGGCGUGACGAGAAGGCGCAUCGGAUUGACCGUGACCGGAUCACCUGCGCGAGAAGGCGCAGAGAUUCUCGACAAAGAGAGUGGUGAGGUGAUUGGCAAAGUCACGUCUGGAUGUCCGUCACCAACUCUGAAACAGAAUAUUGCCAUGGGCUAUAUCAAAGAUGGCAUGCACAAAAGUGGUACGGAAGUCGAUGUGGUAGUGAGAGGCAAGAAGCGGCAGGCUGUGGUGACGAAAAUGCCAUUUGUCCCAAGCAAGUACUUCAAGGGAGGUCUGCCUGGAUGAGUGGAGCUCUCUCUCUCUCUCUCUACUCUCUACAAGCUCUCCGGAUAUCAUGAAAAUUCCUAGUCUGUUACGAUCUG